Messenger RNA from Caenorhabditis elegans, 2641 nucleotides. RefSeq names its product Ubiquitin-related (gene ubq-1). Gene Ontology annotation, cellular component: nucleus; cytoplasm. Gene Ontology annotation, biological process: programmed cell death involved in cell development. Bases 6 to 2522 code for a protein of 838 amino acids. NCBI's taxonomy places the organism in Eukaryota, Metazoa, Nematoda, Chromadorea, Rhabditida, Rhabditidae. The record is from RefSeq and is marked reviewed. The transcript has 5 exons.
CAAUCAUGCAAAUCUUCGUCAAAACGUUGACUGGAAAAACUAUCACCCUGGAGGUGGAGGCUUCCGAUACCAUCGAAAAUGUCAAAGCCAAGAUCCAAGACAAGGAAGGAAUUCCACCAGAUCAGCAGCGUCUCAUCUUCGCCGGAAAGCAGCUCGAGGACGGCCGCACCCUGUCUGACUACAACAUCCAGAAGGAAUCUACUCUUCACUUGGUUCUUCGUCUUAGAGGAGGAAUGCAGAUCUUUGUCAAGACUUUGACUGGAAAGACCAUCACACUUGAAGUUGAAGCUUCCGACACGAUCGAGAACGUCAAGGCCAAGAUUCAAGACAAGGAGGGAAUCCCACCAGAUCAGCAGCGUCUUAUCUUUGCUGGAAAGCAAUUGGAAGAUGGACGCACACUCUCUGAUUACAAUAUUCAGAAAGAGUCUACUCUCCACUUGGUGCUCCGCCUCAGAGGAGGUAUGCAGAUCUUCGUCAAGACAUUGACUGGAAAGACCAUCACACUUGAAGUCGAAGCUUCCGACACGAUCGAAAAUGUCAAGGCUAAGAUUCAAGAUAAAGAAGGAAUCCCACCAGAUCAGCAAAGACUUAUCUUCGCCGGAAAGCAGCUCGAGGACGGCCGCACCCUUUCGGACUACAACAUCCAGAAGGAAUCAACUCUUCAUUUGGUUCUCCGUUUGAGAGGAGGUAUGCAGAUCUUCGUCAAGACAUUGACCGGAAAGACCAUCACCCUCGAAGUCGAAGCCUCCGACACCAUCGAAAAUGUCAAGGCCAAGAUCCAAGACAAGGAAGGAAUUCCACCAGAUCAGCAGAGACUUAUUUUUGCUGGAAAGCAACUCGAGGAUGGCCGUACCCUUUCGGACUACAAUAUCCAGAAGGAAUCAACCCUCCAUUUGGUGCUCCGCCUAAGAGGAGGAAUGCAGAUCUUCGUCAAGACUUUGACCGGAAAGACUAUUACUCUUGAGGUUGAAGCUUCUGACACUAUUGAGAACGUGAAGGCCAAGAUCCAAGACAAGGAAGGUAUCCCACCAGAUCAACAGCGUUUGAUCUUUGCCGGAAAGCAACUCGAGGAUGGCCGUACUCUCUCCGAUUACAACAUCCAAAAGGAGUCUACUCUUCAUUUGGUUCUCCGUCUCCGAGGAGGAAUGCAAAUCUUCGUCAAGACUCUUAUCGGAAAGACCAUCACCCUCGAAGUCGAAGCCUCCGAUACCAUCGAGAACGUGAAGGCCAAGAUUCAGGACAAGGAAGGAAUUCCUCCAGAUCAGCAACGUCUCAUCUUCGCUGGAAAGCAGCUCGAAGACGGCCGCACCCUUUCGGACUACAACAUCCAGAAGGAAUCAACUCUUCAUUUGGUUCUCCGUUUGAGAGGAGGUAUGCAAAUCUUCGUGAAGACUUUGACUGGAAAGACUAUCACCCUCGAAGUCGAAGCCUCUGAUACCAUCGAAAAUGUGAAGGCCAAGAUCCAAGACAAGGAAGGAAUCCCACCAGAUCAGCAGCGUCUUAUCUUUGCCGGAAAGCAAUUGGAAGAUGGGCGCACGCUCUCUGAUUACAACAUUCAGAAGGAAUCUACUCUUCACUUGGUUCUCCGUCUCCGAGGAGGAAUGCAGAUCUUCGUCAAGACUCUUACAGGAAAGACCAUCACGCUCGAGGUGGAAGCUUCUGACACUAUUGAGAACGUGAAGGCCAAGAUCCAAGACAAAGAAGGUAUCCCACCAGAUCAGCAACGCUUGAUCUUCGCCGGAAAGCAACUCGAGGAUGGCCGUACCCUUUCGGACUACAAUAUCCAGAAGGAAUCAACCCUCCAUUUGGUGCUCCGUCUCAGAGGAGGUAUGCAGAUCUUCGUCAAGACAUUGACUGGAAAGACCAUCACACUUGAAGUCGAAGCCUCUGAUACCAUCGAGAAUGUGAAGGCCAAGAUUCAAGACAAGGAAGGAAUCCCACCAGAUCAGCAGAGACUCAUCUUCGCCGGAAAACAACUCGAAGACGGUCGUACCCUCUCCGACUACAACAUCCAAAAGGAGUCUACUCUUCAUUUGGUUCUCCGUCUGAGAGGAGGUAUGCAGAUCUUCGUCAAGACAUUGACCGGAAAGACCAUCACCCUCGAAGUCGAAGCCUCCGACACCAUCGAAAAUGUCAAGGCCAAGAUCCAAGACAAGGAAGGAAUUCCACCAGAUCAGCAGAGACUUAUUUUCGCUGGAAAGCAACUCGAGGAUGGCCGUACCCUUUCGGACUACAAUAUCCAGAAGGAGUCUACUCUUCAUUUGGUGCUCCGUCUCAGAGGAGGUAUGCAGAUCUUCGUCAAGACUUUGACUGGAAAAACCAUCACUCUCGAGGUCGAAGCUUCGGACACCAUUGAGAAUGUCAAAGCCAAAAUCCAGGAUAAGGAGGGAAUCCCACCAGAUCAGCAACGUUUGAUCUUUGCUGGAAAGCAGCUCGAGGAUGGACGCACUCUAUCCGAUUACAACAUCCAAAAGGAGUCGACACUUCAUCUCGUUCUUCGUCUUCGCGGAGGAGACAUUUAAAUCGAACCCAUCAAUUCACUCGUUAUUCCUCCUCGAUCUCCGUUCAAGUAACAAUUAUUUAUUCUUUAUUCCUUCGGGAAUUUCUGUAUUUUAAUGAACGAGCUCUGAAUAAAUUCAUU